Coniophora puteana RWD-64-598 SS2 is the source of this 1062-nucleotide messenger RNA. RefSeq lists its product as uncharacterized. NCBI's taxonomy places the organism in Eukaryota, Fungi, Basidiomycota, Agaricomycetes, Boletales, Coniophoraceae. Gene Ontology annotation, cellular component: cytosolic large ribosomal subunit; ribosome. The coding region runs from base 196 to 912 and encodes 238 amino acids. Gene Ontology annotation, molecular function: structural constituent of ribosome; RNA binding. The transcript has 2 exons. The record is from RefSeq and is a predicted model, not a curated record. Gene Ontology annotation, biological process: cytoplasmic translation; ribosomal large subunit assembly.
GAACCCUCAAGAUCGACACUGUGAGCGCCUGUUUCACUCAUCCGAACGCAAGCUAGGGGUCGUCUGGAUGGCCAUUUGAAAGGGUUGGGUGGUGGAGGUGGAAAUUGAGGAUGGAUGGAACAUGGCUCAUCUGGAUGGACUCCUCGCAACUCAAUGUUCCUCCUGGUACGCGGCCUGACUGACUAAACCCUACAGAUGGCCCGCAGCAGACAGCUCGCACCUGGAAUUGGUCGCUUCUCUCGCUCCCAGGCUGCAGCGCGGAGGGGCCUUUAUAAGGGUCCCAAAACUUCGGAGAAGCCUGCCACCGAGCCUGUUCCUGCCCACAAGGAGGUCAAGGUCGGCGGCGACAAGAAUGCCGGAGCGCGUCUUGUUCCUACCUCGAAAGCCCCCCGUUUCUACCCCGCUGAAGCUGUCCGCCAACCCAAGAAGAGCCGCAAAACACCAAAACCCGCCAGGCUUCGCCCCUCCAUAACACCCGGAGCUGUCCUCAUCUUGUUGGCAGGGCGCUUCAGAGGGAAGCGCGUUGUCUUCUUGAAGCAGCUGGAGAGCGGAUUGUUGUUGGUGACUGGGCCGUACAAGAUUAAUGGUGUUCCCCUCCGGAGGGUGAACCAGGCAUACGUUAUCGCCACGUCCACCAAGGUUGAGCUUGAGGGUCUGAAGGUUGACGCCAAAAUCAACGACUCGUACUUCGCUAAGGCGUCUGCAAAGAGCGCCGGGUCAGCGGAGGCAGAGUUCUUUGCCGAUGGAAAGCCCAAGCAGAGGGAGACAUUCCCUGAGGCUAAGUCAGCAGAUCAGAAGGAGGUUGACAAGGCCGUCAUCUCGGCUAUCCAAAAGCAGGAGAACCUUGCCAAAUACCUCAAGGCCACUUUCGGCCUGUCGAAGGGCCAGUUCCCUCAUGAGAUGGUGUUCUAGGCGAGCAGCUCGACCGGGUGUGGGUGGUACAGAGGAUUGAGAUUAGUGUGCUGGAAUAUGACAUGCCCUACUGUACCCCAUGUUUGCCGUAGUUUAAGCUCACUAUGUAUGACGCCUUUUCUCUUGUAUCACAACGUGAUCUCGAAAGCC